Molecule: messenger RNA, 1113 nt
Organism: Phanerochaete carnosa HHB-10118-sp
Lineage: Eukaryota; Fungi; Basidiomycota; Agaricomycetes; Polyporales; Phanerochaetaceae
Exons: 1
Coding region: 1-612 (203 amino acids)
Source: RefSeq, a predicted model, not a curated record
AUGGGUAUAUUUUCAGUACUUGAGCAAGGGGACACCACAGCUGCCGAUUGCAAGCUGCUCCUGGCGAACUAUUUCCCAUCCGAGUUCACACAUGCUGAUCAGGAGCUCGUUGAGAUGUUUAUCGCCACAGCAACGCGGUGGCUCAGCCGCAGUAACAUGCAAGUGGCAUCUCAGGAGGUCGUGGUCGACGUGCUGGAGAAGAUGAUCGGGGCAGCAGACGUCAUGUCUGUUGAGUCUGCUGCACCGGUCGAUGCCGCGGCAGGCAUCUCGCAGGGCGACAACGGCGUUGAAGUCCGAGCUGACCAUCGGGAGUGGAUCCAGCAGCUGUGUUGGAAGAGAACAACGCUGGCAGAGCGAUGUGGCGCACUCUUCAGGCGACUCUUGCAUGCGCUUGAGGAGGUGUACAAGCUGGACAAGCUCUACGGCCACCAGGAUAAAAUUCGGGAUUAUUUACGCAGCGCUCUCGAGACGGCACACAACAAGUACGGGUCCAAAUGCGAGGUCGAUGGCCGUCCCUGGAUAAGUCACGUCAAGAACUGCCAGGAUGACUCAGCGACUUCUAUGUCCAGUGCGAACUGCUCUCGAAGACCGUCAGGUCCACCUCCGUCGUAGAUGCGCCGUAUGGUGAGGAACAGCUGUCCGAACUAGGGGCUGUCGUCAUUGUCUGGACCGCAGCCAUCAUCGCCGACCGAAUUGCUCACACCAUCCAACCCACCACAAGGACUCGCCCACGCCGAGCCGCAUCGCACAAUGUCACCCGAGGGUUCUUCGGUGCCAGCCAUAGAUGCGCCCGGACGUCGGAGCUCGCGGUAUUCGUUAUCGGCCACCAAGCACAAGCCGCGACGUCAUGCGAUGGGAGGGGUAAGGGGAACAAAAUCGAUGGACGAGCUGGCGAGACCAGAGGCAGCGUGCGUAGAACAGCCUGAGGGACGGGGGAGAUCAUGGGAUUGACGGUGCGGACUCCGAAUGCUAAACGCGUAUAUUCCACCGACACAAGCAGUAGUAGAUUAUGCUGACGAAUUUGUCGUUCAUGCAUGCGAUAGUGAUAGCGCGAGUGCGGAGACCGUUGUACGAAUGCUUUGGACUCAAAUAUGACGAUAUAGUUGCUCAGUC